This is a messenger RNA of Paramormyrops kingsleyae, 1800 nucleotides long. RefSeq lists its product as uncharacterized. NCBI's taxonomy places the organism in Eukaryota, Metazoa, Chordata, Actinopteri, Osteoglossiformes, Mormyridae. The record is from RefSeq and is a predicted model, not a curated record.
AUGUCGUAAUAUAAUACCUUUUCCUUUGGCAUUAUACAUAUUACAAAGCCGAUGAAAAACUUUUGACGAAUGAAAGGGUUCUUUUAAAUACUGUGAAAGUGCAUAAAGUGAUACGUAAACGAAUCCGCGCGGAGAACAGAAAGGGAGCCCCGCUGCGGUCAAACGGCUAGAUGCAGGCGCGUGACGCGCUGUCGCCGCCCCGUUUCCUGUCACUGCCAUCGUGCAUCACUUGAUUUCUCUGUAAGGAGCACAUGCUCAUCCAGUCACCCUGUACACAAUACUGCUUAUCAAAAUGCUCCAAACUUGCAUCAGUCACUAUAAAAAACUCGGUGUUCUGCUGCUGCUGGCCGCUGUCGUGGGUAACGGUCAUGCAUCACAAAACGUGAGCAGCUCAGGCCCGGGGACAGCGACUCCGACGGCUGGCACUGGACACAAUCACUCCGUCAGCUGGACGUCCCUGGCGGCCAGUACCACUGGCCUGCACUUUAACUCCACCACUGGUAAGGAUGGAAUGUCAAACGGUACGACGGCAGCUGUGACCAUGUCAAGCCUGGGCAGCAAUCAGACGAGCCGGAUGAUGAGUGUCCCUGCCAGGGAAAACUCCGGCAAAGACAGCUUGACCAGCACGACCCCCGAACGUGCAACCAACGCAGAGAAUGGCAACAUCGUCUUAGGAGUUCUCAUUCUAAUCUUUUUCAUGGCCAUCAUCGGUAUUCUGAUCGUCGUAAUUUGGUAUAUACGCAAGAAAACGAGGCAAUACUCUUUUGACUUGUACCAGAAAGACGAGGUUGACAUUCCUUUAAGCUCUGUGGGCCAAGGAGGAGUGUUUGCACCCAACCAAAAUGAUGAGAAACCUGCAGACUUCGAAUACGUUGCCAAAGACGAGAGCGACGUGACCCCCGGGGAGAGCGAGCUGCAGGCUGGAGAGGAGACAAGGGGCCCUGAGGACGUAGAUUCAGAAAAGUCGGACAGCUUUGGCUCCCAGAUUGCCUUGACGCCCAAAGAGAAGCCUCUUGAGUUCAACUUCAACCUGAUUGACGGAGAAGCCAACCAAUCCAGCGACACCUUCACGGACACCCUGGGGGAGCCACAGAAUGAAAAUAACAACAACGCUGGGGGCAGGCUGCCGUCCAGCCCAGACUUUCCUACGGCGGUUCCCUCUGGUGCUGAGAUCUUCACCGAGAUCAGCCUGGAUGAGCCCGUAUAGCAUGGCUGGUUCCCUCAACCUUUCUUCACACUUUGAACUUAUAAGGUCUGACCGCUUUCCCGGAACUAAAGGGAGACGCAUGAGUCCUUUGGCUCCACAUUUCAGUCCAAACUGACGAGACCCUCCUGCACCGUGGCCUCCUGCCUGCUCUCCUACCUUCUGCUCUGCUCCUCUCCGUUUCAUCUCCAUGAACAUGCUGCACACUUUGCUAAUAGCUGAUAGGAGAAAACCACUAAAAACACGAAGACAAAUUUGUACAGGAUCGAUGCCAUGUUUUUUCUCAAUGAAGUAAAUGUAACUGUGCAAAUGACUGCAAUUCAUUCUAAUGACAAUUUAUAGUCAAAACUUGUUGCAACAAACUAUUUUUUCUGUGUAUAAUGAACUAUAUUUAAGACAUAAAAGCUGAAUAUAGAAGGAUGUGAAUUGUAAAUUAAUUUCUGUAAAAAUUAUGCAAUCUCUUUAAAGUCUGCUGUCACUUCUGCUCUGGAGGUUUGAGACCUCUCUUGAGCACAGCAGUGUCUUCGCUUUGCUUGUCUGUUUUGCAGACAUCUGAAGGUGAACAUGGGGCAAUAAAGAUCAGAUGAGACUCAUCA